CUGGAAAAGACAAAUAAAAAAUACUCAUACUAGAAACCAGAAACAUUUUCUUUGGAACUCCGCCCAUAGGAUAUGCACACACACAUUCGUAUGUAUUAUCCUUAGCUUCUGUUUAGUAACAGAACAAACCCUGUCAUAACAUCGAACAUAUAAAGAGAUGGCCUUAAUUCCUACACCGGAAACCUUAUCUCUUUCUGUUGUGUCCAACUCUCCCCAUUACAAGUCCACCGCCGUCGCCGCCGUCUUCCACCACCACCCGCCGGCGUGCCAUCCGUUCAAAUCCGCCGUUUCUCUCUCUCCCUUUCGCCGGCCGUCAUGGUCUCUUAAACCCCUCGCUUCCGCCACUAACUUGAUGUCCAGUUCAGUACCGCCAAAAAAUGGAUUAUACACUGUGGGGGAUUUUAUGACUAAAAAAGAGGAAUUGCAUGUGGUAAAACCAACAACAACUGUAGAUGAAGCAUUGAAUGCUCUUGUAGAGAACAGAAUAACUGGUUUUCCUGUGAUUGAUGAGGAGUGGAAAUUGGUGGGUCUUGUUUCAGAUUAUGAUCUACUUGCAUUGGAUUCUAUAUCAGGUAGUAGUCGAUCUGAUACAAGCAUGUUUCCUGAAGUUGACAGCACAUGGAAAACAUUCAAUGAAGUGCAGAAUUUACUCAGUAAAACGAAUGGGAAACUGGUUGGUGAUUUGAUGACACCCGCUCCUGUGGUUGUGCGGGAAUCUACAAAUCUUGAAGAUGCUGCUCGAUUGUUGCUCGAAACAAAAUAUCGCCGACUUCCAGUCGUAGAUAGUGUGGGAAGGCUGGUUGGCAUCAUUACAAGGGGAAAUGUUGUCAGAGCUGCCCUUCAAAUAAAACGAGCUGCUGAAGCAGGAGCUUAACAGGAUGCUAAGUUUUCCAUACGAGUUUGCAGAAAGUUUCGAUUGGUAAGACAUGAAUCACAUGUGCUCUUGAUUAACUUAUACGAUAUGGGAAACCUUGGCAUAGAGAACUGCAGGGAAUGCAAAGUAUUUAAAAGUUGAAAUUGAGGUGUGUAAAAUUUUGUCGUGCAUAUACAAGGCUGAUAAGACGUGCCAGAAUACUAGUUGAGGUUCGUUACAACUGCUUCUUACUUCACUCAGUUGUACAAAUAGGAAAAGUUUGGGAAUAAAUAUAUGCACAACAUUUUCCUGAAUGUCUGUGGCAUCACACCUCAAUUAUACAGCGCUUGCUGGGUUGGAGAAAGAGUGGUAAUUUGUUAAGUUAUCUUCGGACAUUUUUCUGUGUGUUGUCUAGUUGAUCAAUGACAAUGUCUUAUAGUAUGCUUUACA
This is a messenger RNA of Daucus carota subsp. sativus, 1303 nucleotides long. RefSeq names its product CBS domain-containing protein CBSX1, chloroplastic-like. The coding region runs from base 158 to 874 and encodes 238 amino acids. Lineage: Eukaryota; Viridiplantae; Streptophyta; Magnoliopsida; Apiales; Apiaceae. The transcript is spliced from 8 exons. The record is from RefSeq and is a predicted model, not a curated record.